This is a messenger RNA of Gregarina niphandrodes, 236 nucleotides long. RefSeq lists its product as hypothetical. Lineage: Eukaryota; Apicomplexa; Conoidasida; Eugregarinorida; Gregarinidae. The annotation marks the transcript as partial. The transcript has a single exon. The record is from RefSeq and is a predicted model, not a curated record.
GCGCCACUUCGCGCACCCAACUCGGACGCUCAGCCGCAUCCAAGACCUCCUCCAAUUCCUCUAACUCCGGCUCGGCCGUGCACACACGGCCUUCGUCGUCCGAUAAACUCCACACUGGCUGCACCGAACACCCACGCCGACUCGUCUGGAUCUCCGACACCGACGCGCAGAAGCAUUCUUCCCCUCCGGGUACCCAAACCUCCUCACCCGCAGUGGGUGGUGAUACGCCAUUCGCC